Pantherophis guttatus is the source of this 1083-nucleotide messenger RNA. RefSeq names its product histone acetyltransferase p300-like. Gene Ontology annotation, biological process: positive regulation of transcription by RNA polymerase II. NCBI's taxonomy places the organism in Eukaryota, Metazoa, Chordata, Lepidosauria, Squamata, Colubridae. The record is from RefSeq and is a predicted model, not a curated record. Gene Ontology annotation, molecular function: transcription coactivator activity; chromatin DNA binding; histone acetyltransferase activity. Gene Ontology annotation, cellular component: transcription regulator complex; histone acetyltransferase complex.
UCGGAAUCUCCUCCUCCUGCCUCAGCCCUCCGCGGUCCAUUGCGCGCGCAGGCGCGCCAGCUGCUUUGCGUUUCCCGCCUUUUCCUUUUGGGACACGCCCUUCUCUCUCAUCUCCUUUCCAGCUCGCUUCAACUGCCAACUGGAGAGCUGAGGAAGAAGCCGCCGCCAUUUUGUCGGCGCGAGCGAUUCAAGGGUGCGAACAACAACAAAAAAAAAAACACAGGAUUAAAAAUGGCCGAGAAUGUGGUGGAGUCGGGCUCGCCUUCAGCCAAGAGGCCUAAACUUUCUUCACCGGCACUGUCUGUCUCUGCAAGCGAUGGCACAGGAAAUGGGCAAGGAAUGAUGCAAGGACAAGUUAUGAAUGGUUCAAUUGGAGCUGGAAGAGGAUAUUCCAAUAUGUCAUAUCCAAACCCAGGAAUGGGAAAUGCUGAUAUUCUAAUUGCAGAGACAUCACAGCAAGGUUCUCCUCAAAUGGGAGGGCAGGCGAGCCUGAGAGGUCCACAGCCUGGAGCAAUGAACAAGGAUGAUGACUUGGGCAUUGCCCACAAUAACACUGAAAACCCUGAGCACAAGAUGGAGAAACCGGGCCUCGGUAUUGAUGAUGAGAGCAACAACCAACGGGCAGCUGCCACUCAGAGUCGUGCUGAUUCAUAUCGCCUGUCUCUCCAGCGCUGCAUCCAGUCUUUAGUUCAUGCCUGCCAGUGCCACAAUGUCAACUGUUCAUUUCCAAAAUGUCAAAAAAUGAAGAGAGUUGUCCAGCACACCAAAAGAUGCAAAGCCAAAGCCAAUGAAGGGUGUCCAGUUUGCAAACAACUCAUUGCUCUUUGCUGCUACCAUGCUAAGCACUGCCAGGAGAUCAAGUGUCCAGUGCCAUUUUGCCUAAACAUCAAACAUAAACUUCGUCAGCGUCAGCGUCGCCUACAACAGGCCCAGAUGCUCCUGAGGAAGAUGAAAGCAUCCGGAGGGUGAAGGCAUAGAGGGACAACAGCAAGGGUUGCCUUCAACAGUAGUUUGUUUAAAAUAAAAUUUAAAAAACCAACUGAAAUGGGGGACAAUGGAAUAAAGAAAAUAUAUUUUUUGUUA